AUGAUGGGCAAGACGGGCGAAAAGGGCGGACGGGGAACAGAUGGGAUGGAUGAAGAAAGAGAGGAUAAUGCCGAACAGACGAUAGCCAUCAUUUCGGAGUGCGAGGCAAAACUCCUACAUACAUCCGAACAACAGCAGACAUCACAAAUCCAGGAACUAGCAUUUAUUUUAAAGGGUUACUACUACUACUGCUACUGCAAAUACUACUAUUACAGUGUAGCAAUUGAAGAUUGA
This is a messenger RNA of Gongylonema pulchrum, 234 nucleotides long. Lineage: Eukaryota; Metazoa; Nematoda; Chromadorea; Rhabditida; Gongylonematidae. The record is from the annotation of a GenBank genome assembly.